Choloepus didactylus (southern two-toed sloth) is the source of this 1014-nucleotide messenger RNA. RefSeq names its product lymphocyte antigen 6 family member H (gene LY6H). The transcript has 4 exons. Gene Ontology annotation, cellular component: plasma membrane. Bases 287 to 709 code for a protein of 140 amino acids. Gene Ontology annotation, biological process: acetylcholine receptor signaling pathway. The record is from RefSeq and is a predicted model, not a curated record. Gene Ontology annotation, molecular function: acetylcholine receptor binding; acetylcholine receptor inhibitor activity. NCBI's taxonomy places the organism in Eukaryota, Metazoa, Chordata, Mammalia, Pilosa, Megalonychidae.
CCGCCCCCGCCCGGGCCCCCGCCCCAGCUCCGCCCCGCUCCUCGCGCGGGGUCCGCGUCUGCGGCUGCGUCCCCCGAAAGACGAGGCUGCGCCCGGGUUCCGGUCCGCAGGGAGACCGAAGGGCACCGCUCCCCGCGCCGCGCCCGCUGCCCGCGUCCCGGAGUGCGGAGACCCCGGGGGAUGUGAGUGCGCCCGGAGCCGUGCCAGCGCUCCACGCCCGGAUCCGCGGCCUGCGCCCCAGGGGAUCCCCGCCCGCCGCCCCCGCCCUCUCCCAGGCCCCCGGAACAUGCUGCCCACGGCGAUGAGGGGCCUUGGCCUGGCGCUGCUGGCCGCCCUGCUGUGCUCGGCGCCCGCUCAGGGCCUUUGGUGCCAAGUCUGCACAGUGACCACCAACUCCAGCCGUUGCACCUCGAAGCAGUGCCAGCCCUCUGACACGGUCUGUGCCAGCGUCCGAAUCACCGAUCCCAGCAGCAGCAGGAAGGACCACUCUGUGAACAGGAUGUGUGCCUCCUCCUGCGACUUCGUCAAGCGGCACUUUUUCUCGGACUAUCUGAUGGGGUUCAUUAACUCUGGGAUCUUAAAGGUGGAUGUGGCCUGCUGCGAGAAGGAUCUGUGCAACAGGGCCUCGGGGGCUGGGGGCAGCCCCUGGGCCCUGGCAGGGGGGCUCCUGCUCAGCCUGGGGCCUGCCCUCCUCUGGGCUGGGCCCUGAGACCCCUGCCACAGGGUGCGGCCCCCUGCCUGCCCGGCCCCACCGUGGCAAGGGCAGCCCUGGCCUGGCUCCCACCCGUGCUCCUUGCCCCUCCCCAAGCCGUGCCGUGUCCCUUCUCUCCAGCAGCUCCGAGUCCCAGCCAGCAGGGCACCUCCAGGAACCAGGAGUCCAGGCAGGGAGCCUGGAGGUGGGGGGCAGGGGCCGGGGGACCCUGGGUCGCAGAGGGGAAGCGAGUCUGAGUCAGCCCAGCCCAGUGGCCUGGCCAUGAGGGCGCCUUCUACGGAGAAAUAAAGUCACGUCUGAGU